Messenger RNA from Euleptes europaea (tarantolino), 1356 nucleotides. It is a transcript of the gene SMARCE1, whose product is annotated as SWI/SNF related, matrix associated, actin dependent regulator of chromatin, subfamily e, member 1. Gene Ontology annotation, cellular component: SWI/SNF complex. Gene Ontology annotation, biological process: negative regulation of DNA-templated transcription. The record is from RefSeq and is a predicted model, not a curated record. Lineage: Eukaryota; Metazoa; Chordata; Lepidosauria; Squamata; Sphaerodactylidae. Bases 40 to 1341 code for a protein of 433 amino acids. The transcript is spliced from 10 exons. Gene Ontology annotation, molecular function: nucleosomal DNA binding; nuclear receptor binding.
GGUUUAACAUCAUCUGGUUGAACCUUUUUACCUACCAAAAUGUCAAAAAGGCCAUCUUAUGCCCCACCGCCCACCCCAGCCCCCACAACCCAAAUGCCCAGCACACCAGGGUUUGUGGGAUACAAUCCAUACAGCCAUCUGGCCUACAACAACUACAGGCUGGGAGGGAAUCCGGGCACCAACAGCCGGGCCACGGUAGGAGAAUCAACUAUUACGUCAUCCGGCAAACAACAAGAAGUGACCAGAAAUGGCUUUAGAGCAUCGUCUGGUAUUACAAUCCCCAAACCCCCAAAGCCUCCAGAUAAGCCGCUAAUGCCGUACAUGAGGUAUAGCAGGAAGGUCUGGGACCAAGUGAAGGCAUCCAACCCCGACUUGAAGUUAUGGGAAAUUGGGAAGAUCAUUGGAGGGAUGUGGCGAGACCUCACUGACGAGGAGAAGCAAGAGUACUUAAAUGAAUAUGAAGCAGAAAAGAUAGAGUACAACGAGUCGAUGAAGGCCUACCAUAACUCACCCGCGUACCUUGCCUACAUCAAUGCAAAAAGUCGCGCCGAAGCAGCACUGGAGGAGGAAAGCCGGCAAAGGCAGUCCCGUAUGGAGAAGGGGGAACCUUAUAUGAGCAUCCAGCCAGCUGAAGACCCAGAUGAUUAUGAUGACGGAUUUUCUAUGAAACACACGGCUACGGCCCGUUUCCAAAGAAACCACCGUUUGAUUAGCGAGAUCCUGAGCGAAAGCGUCGUACCCGAUGUCCGAUCAGUGGUCACCACAGCACGGAUGCAAGUUCUCAAAAGACAGGUCCAGUCUUUGAUGGUUCAUCAGCGGAAACUGGAAGCUGAGCUCCUGCAAAUAGAAGAACGUCACCAGGAAAAGAAAAGGAAGUUCUUGGAAAGUACAGAAUCCUUUAACAACGAGCUCAAGAGGCUGUGCAGCCUGAAGGUCGAGGUGGACAUGGAAAAAAUAGCCGCGGAAAUUGCCCAAGCAGAGGAACAGGCCCGUAAGAGGCAGGAGGAACGGGAGAAAGAAGCAGCGGAGCAAGCCGAACGCAAUCAGAACAGCACCAGCGCCGAGGAGGAGCAAGCAGCGAGCAAGGCUGAGGAGAAGAAGGAAGAGGGAAAUGCUCCCAUGGAGACAGAGGAGCCUCCUCCAGAGGAAGCGAUCGAGACCCAGCAGAACGGGGAAGGGACGUCCACUCCGGAAGACAAGGAAAGCGGCCAAGAAGGAGUGGAAAGCAUGGCGGAGGAAGGAACCAGUGACAGCAACACGGGCUCAGACAGCAACAGCGCCAUGGUCGAGGAGCCCCCCGCCGACCCCAUCGCCCCAGAAGACAGCGAAAAGAAAGAAUGAACGCAGAGCCCGUUU